Anopheles nili is the source of this 2820-nucleotide messenger RNA. RefSeq names its product Krueppel homolog 1-like. NCBI's taxonomy places the organism in Eukaryota, Metazoa, Arthropoda, Insecta, Diptera, Culicidae. Gene Ontology annotation, cellular component: nucleus. Gene Ontology annotation, molecular function: DNA-binding transcription factor activity, RNA polymerase II-specific; RNA polymerase II transcription regulatory region sequence-specific DNA binding. Bases 1 to 2820 code for a protein of 939 amino acids. The record is from RefSeq and is a predicted model, not a curated record. The transcript has 4 exons. Gene Ontology annotation, biological process: regulation of transcription by RNA polymerase II.
AUGAAGAAAAGCGUGGAAACAGCAACGACCAAGGUGGUAGCUGCAGCUGCGGCAGCCGCAGCCGCCGCUAGUUUGGCAGAAAAUGUUGAUCUCUGGACGCAGCAAGAUUGGAUUAAGAACAUUCUAUCCAAAUCGGGAACAGAAAUAAAAGAGGUUCCAACAGAAGAUCUAUGCAAGAUGGUGUAUUAUUCGGGUCUCCCGUUGCUCAUGACGCAGCAGCAAGCACAGCAACAACAGCAGCAACACCAGGACGGAGCGGUCCUUCAGAUGGGGUACAACGAUGGGAAUGGAGCCGAUCAGUAUGCGUCGAUGGCGGGUCCACCUUCGCGAAAUGGCGGCACCAAUCCUUACCAACAGCAGCAUCACACAGUCAGCCUCACAAACGGACUGACGAUCACGAAUGGAUCGCAAGGUUGUAGCAGCAACACCAACAACAGCAGUAGUGCCAGCAGUAACACAAGCAAUGGGCAGUUGACAAUUGUGCUCAAUCCGCCAGCACCAAGUGGUAGUUCGACCUAUCCUGCAUCUCCCAUUGGAGGAGGAUCGUCCUCAGGAACGGAACCUGCGUCAUAUCCUGUGCCAGUCAACGGUUCAAUUGGCAACUCAAAGUUCCGCUGCGAACAGUGCAACAUCAGCUUCGGUAGCAAGAGUGCCCACACGAGUCACAUGAAGUCUCACGCCAAGCAGGCGACCAGUGAGAAGAUGGGUGGAAAAAGCGUAGAUUCGGUGACUAUUUCCGCCAGUGAUGCUGGCGGUUCUGGAGCGGGAACUGGAUCGGCAGGUCAGCUCCAGACGAGCCAGCAGCCAGAUCCGUACCAGUGCGAUGUGUGUAAGAAAACAUUUGCCGUUCCAGCGCGAUUGGUGCGGCAUUAUCGAACGCAUACCGGAGAGCGUCCGUUUGAGUGCGAGUUUUGCCAUAAAAUGUUUAGCGUGAAGGAAAAUCUGCAGGUACAUCGGCGGAUCCACACGAAGGAGCGUCCGUACAAGUGCGAGAUUUGUGGGCGAGCCUUUGAGCAUAGCGGAAAGCUGCACCGGCACAUGCGCAUUCACACGGGCGAACGGCCGCACAAAUGCAACGUGUGCGGGAAAACGUUCAUACAAUCCGGCCAGCUUGUGAUCCACAUGCGAACACAUACCGGUGAAAAACCAUACAAAUGCCCAGUGGAAGGCUGCGGUAAGGGUUUCACAUGCAGCAAACAGCUCAAGGUGCACUCCCGGACGCAUACGGGCGAGAAACCGUACCAUUGUGAUAUUUGUUUCCGGGACUUUGGCUACAACCACGUGCUGAAGCUGCACCGCGUGCAGCAUUACGGAGCCAAAUGCUACAAGUGCACGAUCUGUGAGGAAACGUUCAAAAGCAAAAAGGAGAUGGAGGCACACAUUAAGGGCCACGCGAAUGAGCUGCCCGAUGAGGAGGAAACGGUUGAGGGUGGUGCAGCCUGCAAACAGGAGGACGCGCUGUCGUCAGCGGUAGACCCGUCCGAUCCGUCCUCCGUCCUGGAGGGUGGAAGUGGAAGCAAUAGCAACAGCAGCAGUAGUAGCAGCAGCGGUAGCAAUAGUAACAGUUCGUUUGAAUAUUCGUCUAGCAUGAGCCAUACCGAGGGCUUAGAAACCGGGUCUAUGGCAGGUGAAUGUGCGGAGAAAACGUUGAGCAGAGCACAUUUCACGAGCAUGAAACCUUCGGUGGGAUCUCCCUCCAUCCCUUCGUCCCGUGUGGCAAUGCUUGAGGGGAUGCAGAUGUCUCAGGGUGAUGAAAACGGCGAGGAAGAAAACGACGAUGAUGAGGAAGAUAUCGAUCGAAAGCAGAUUACCAACCAGUACACCCAGCCGUACGAUCAAUCGCUACAUCGAGCAUAUGGAGGAGGCGUUCCAACGGGUGGCGUUGCACCAGCACUUCUGGCCGCAGCAUCGAUGGCUGCAGCUGUGGAAAAUGAAUGCCGUGAAGUAAAGUUUUGUCCGGACGUGAAGCAACAGCAACGCUCGAUCUCGCCAACGCAACCGUCUUCAAUUUCGAUCUCGAGGAUCACUCCACCGCCGUCUCAUGGUUCCUCGUCUUCAUCGUGUUCAUCCUCAUCGAUUUUAUCGAUUACACCGUCCACCGGUGCUGCGCCUGUGUUACACGAGUCGGUUGGAACCGGCAUGACAUCGGCUUCAGGGCAAUACAUGUACGAACCAAUGGCAAUCAUGAAACAUCACGGAUACUUUGCACCCGCCUCGCAGAUUACAGAGUUUCGAUCGUCCAGUGAUAUCGUGCGGCAGGUGGAAGCGGCGAUUGCUGGCACGGAAAACCUACUGACACCGCCACGCUCAUCACCCGAAUCACCCGAUCGCUCAUCAUCGCCCGAAUCCGAUUCAGUAUUAAUGGCGGACAGGGACAACAACACGCUGCCACCCCGCAAACGGAAGCUGUACUUCAAGGACAGUCAACAACACCAGCCACAAUCAGCUUCGGCUCCGAAACUGCCUGCAUUGGAUGAUCAACAGCGGCUGCAACACCAAGGACACUACACCGUGACGCGAGCACCGAUGGAGCUCGUACAGCAGGCUCAACCGGAGGCUCAUUCUAGCCAACAUUCGCAACAACUGUUCCCCAACAGUCUGCCGCAGCACGCAACGGAACAACAGCACCAUGAGCAGCAGCAGUAUCAUCAACAUAGGCCCGAAGGAGGCCGCUCCAUCAAGAUGGAAAUGUUGCAGAGUACAUCCCCGAACCAUGAGCAACGGCUUGCCUCACCAACUCCGUCAGCACCGCCGCAAACGGGAGCUACCAGCGUCAUCCGGAUGAGCUCCGUCAUCCAGUACGCAAACAAGUCAUCGUAG